This is a messenger RNA of Striga asiatica, 952 nucleotides long. Lineage: Eukaryota; Viridiplantae; Streptophyta; Magnoliopsida; Lamiales; Orobanchaceae. The record is from the annotation of a GenBank genome assembly.
GGCCCACGUCGGCCAGAGCCGUUUUAGAUUUUUUGACAGAUCAAGAACCUAAGCACCACAAAGUCAACUCUCAAAUGGAAUUUCCUCAGUAUUUUGCUCAGGAAUGGGAAUCUAUCCCCACUCAGCCCAUUGAGCCCGAAAAGAAUUCUCCCUGCUUCGACUGCAGUAUAUGCCUCGACUUUGCUCGGGACCCAGUUGUAACUCUUUGCGGCCACCUCUACUGUUGGCCCUGCAUAUACAAAUGGCUCGACUCUCAAGGCUCUUCGGACGAGCCUCCCCAAUGCCCCAUUUGCAAGGCUCAAAUUUCCGUAAAAACCAUAGUCCCACUUUACGGUCGAGGACAGUCUUUUUCCGAAUCCGAAGCCGAAGGCAAAGUUAUUCCCCCGAGACCUUCCGCUUGCAACAUCAAGGCUCUUGCAAGCAUUUUAAACCCCGAACAGCAGUUUACACCUCCUCAUCAUCAAAUUCAAAGCCGACAAAGUUUUUCGAAUAAUUUUACGAAUUAUGGUGAAUAUUCUUCACUUUCCCCGUUUAAUCUAUGUGGGACUGCAGCAAUGUCUCUUUUUCACCCUACUGCGGGGGUUUUCGGGGAGAUGAUGUACACGAGGGUUUUUGGUAAUUCGCAAAGUGUGUAUACAUAUCCCAAUUCUUACCGCUCGGUUGGGAGCCGGAGCUCGAGGAUGAGAAGGCGGGAGUUAAGGGCUGAGGAGUCUCUGAACAGGGUCACAAUCUUCUUGUUCUGUUUCUUUCUCUUGUGCCUUCUUGUGUUCUGAUUGUUGGAUAUAAUACUCUGGUCAAUAGUUUGUAUACACUGUACAAAAAUUUGUUCUGAGAUUUUAUGUACUCAUACAGUAUAAGAUUGGAAUAUAAAUUUUACUUUACCUUUCUUUUCAGAGUCUUAUGAUUUUUAGGUUGAAGCAACAGGAGUAACUGAGCAUGAAUGAAAUCUUCC